GCUGAUGUCACAAACAUGGUGGCGGCUUGAGGUCCGGCAGCGGCAGCAGCGACAACAACACGGCCGCCUCCUCCUGGACCAAGGCAACAACCCACCCCCCUCACCCUCUCCCUCUCCCUCACCGGGCCGCGGCCCACACCCUCACCCCGCUCUCAAUGUCGGACAACCAGAGCUGGAAUUCCUCCUCCUCCGAGGAGCUGGACACCGAGUCGGGGCCGCCUGUUGAGCUGUGCGGGAUACUGAGCAAGUGGACCAACUAUAUCCAUGGCUGGCAGGACCGAUGGGUGGUUUUAAAAGCCAAUACCCUAAGUUACUACAAAUCUGAGGAUGAAACGGAAUAUGGUUGUAGGGGUUCAAUCUGUCUGAGCAAGGCCGUCAUUACUCCCCAUGAAUUUGAUGAAUGUCGCUUUGAUAUCAGUGUGAAUGAUAGUGUGUGGUACCUGCGUGCUCAAGACCCAGAACAUCGACAGCAGUGGAUAGAGGCUAUCGAGCAACACAAGGCAGAAUCUGGCUAUGGAUCAGAAUCAAGUCUACGACGUCAUGGUUCCAUGUUGUCUCUCACAUCUGCCGCAAGUGGAUAUUCUGCUACAUCCACCUCAUCCUUUAAGACUUCCAUUGGGCCAGUCCAAGAUCUCAACCUUCAGAAAGGUCAUAGUUUGCGUGAAAAGCUUGCUGAAAUGGAAACCUUCCGUGAUAUCCUAUGCAGACAGGUUGAUACACUACAAAAGUUCUUCGAUGCUUGUGCAGAUGCUGUUUCUAAAGAUGAACUCCAGAGAGAUAAAGUAGUGGAAGACGAUGAAGAUGCUUUUCCAACUACACGAUCGGAUGGUGAUUUUAUACAUAAUAACGGCAGCAAAGAGAAAUUGUUUCCAUGUGUGACGCCCAAAGGGAUCAAUGGAUUAGAUUUCAAGGGUGAGGCUAUCACUUUUAAAGCUACUACGGCUGGAAUACUGGCCACGCUUUCUCAUUGCAUUGAACUAAUGGUGAAACGAGAAGACAGCUGGCAGAAAAGAAUUGAUAAGGAGAUUGAAAAGAGAAGACGGGUAGAAGAUGCUUACAAGAACGCUAUGUCAGAACUUAAGAAAAAAUGUCACUUUGGUGGACCUGAUUAUGAGGAAGGUCCAAACAGUUUGAUAAAUGAAGAGGAAUUCUUUGAUGCUGUUGAAGCUGCUCUUGACAGACAAGAUAAAAUUGAAGAACAGUCCCAUACAGAGAAGUCAAGAAUUCAUUGGUCAGCUGCUGUGCCUUUCGGUGACUCCUUCUCCACAGUUGGAACCCACAGAUUUGCCAAACAGCCCUUUAGUCGCUCUUCCUCCAUGUCUUCCAUUGAUCUAGUCAGUGCCUCAGAUGAUCACAGAUUCAGCACCCAGGUUGAAGAGAUGGUACAGAAUCACAUGCAGUACUCUCUGCAGGAUGUAGGUGGCGAUGCUAACUGGCAAUUGGUGGUGGAAGAGGGAGAAAUGAAGGUGUACAGGAGAGAAGUAGAAGAGAAUGGGAUUGUCUUGGAUCCUCUCAAAGCGACUCAUUCUGUCAAAGGUGUUACAGGUCAUGAAGUCUGUCAUUAUUUCUGGAAUGUUGAUGUUCGCAAUGACUGGGAAACAACCAUUGAAAACUUCCACGUAAUAGAAGUUCUAUCAGAUAAUGCAAUCAUCGUUUACCAGACCCACAAGAGGGUUUGGCCGGCUUCUCAAAGGGAUGUGCUUUAUUUGUCUGCAAUUCGAAAGGUUCCUGCGACAAAUGAGAAUGAUCCAGAUACGUGGCUUGUCUGUAACUUUUCUGUCGAACAUGACAAUGCUCCUCAGAAUAAUAGAUGCGUACGUGCCAAAAUAAACAUUGCCAUGAUAUGCCAGACAUUAGUAAGCCCUCCAGAAGGUGACCAGGCUAUCAGUCGAGACAACAUCCUGUGCAAGAUUACAUAUGUAGCCAAUGUAAACCCUGGAGGAUGGGCACCAGCCUCCGUACUCCGCGCUGUCGCAAAGCGUGAAUAUCCCAAAUUCCUAAAGCGUUUUACGUCGUAUGUGCAGGAGAAGACUUCGGGCAAAGACAUUCUUUUCUAAUAUCCAGAGUGUUCAGCAUGAAUGUGCUGUUGUUCCAACCAUGGUUUCUCUGGUGAUCAACAAAUAGACGGAAAGGUGCCCUCCUGCGCUCGAGGAAUACUCGACUCCACAAAACUGGCACAAUGAAUUUCCAACGCCUUUUCAUCUCGCAAGGCCAGUCCUGGUUGUCAGCCUGCACCCAGCUGCUGUCGGCUGCUACAUUACAUCUGUGGCCGAUUGUUCAACACUGUCCGUGCUCUGUUUCAUUUUGAUGCAUCAGUGUGUAGUUCAUUUGUAUGUGCAACUCAUACAGCUGUUUACAAUUCGACCCGGCAUUUUUUUAUUUUAUUUUUUAUUUUUACAGAAGCAAUCACACUUUGGAUCAAACACAAUGGGUUGAUGGCUUUAAUUGUUUAAAAGAAAAAGCAUGCAUGUUAAUGUAGGCCUGCAUAAUCAUGGCCAAAGUUUCAACAUUUUUUUGCAGGAAACAGCCUAAUUUGUGUUUCUAAAUUUCACAAAUGUUAACCAUCUUUGGGGUCUACAAUGGGAUGUAUUUUCUUUAAGUCUUACUCAAGUCUUGUUAAUCAACAAUCUAUAAUCACUGAACUCAUCACAUUCUUUUAUUGGUCAUCUCUAACACCAGUAAGUUUUUUUUUUCCUUUGAGACUAAUCUCUUAUAAAACAGUUCAGGGCUGUCUCUGCCCAUUGACCUCUGGCAUUUGCCCCUUCUUUCUUACGAUCUCCUAUGAAGAACAUGCAGUUUUGAUGGAGAUUUUGAAAAGCUUUAUUUCCGUUUUGUUUACAAACUUUCUACUGCAUUUUUUAGUUUGUAUUUUUGUUACAAAUAUUUUUGUGUUGUAAAUGAUAGUUCUGAGUUCUUUAAGAUGGUGGCAUGGGCUGAAAAGGGGAUAACAAUACUUGAUACCGUCAAACAAGGAUUUUUUCCAUUUUGAAAUAGAUUGAUGUUCUAGUUAUGACCAGUGAAGACAUAUCAUUAAAUAAUAAAAUGACUGUUUUAAGCAAUAUUGGUGCAGGGGGAUGUAUUUUUGUGAAUAGUAUAUGCUGGCUAAAUAUAGUUGAUAGGCAAAGCCCAUUGCAUAAAUCUUGAAUGCACCACUAUCAAAACGUGCACAUCUUCCUGUUCACUAACACAACUGCAGAAUCUGCUCUGAAUUCAAUUAUUCGAUCAGCAGAAACAGCCAGCUAUAUUUCAAGAUUGGAUGGGCAUGCUCUCCAAAUGCAUAGCUACAUGGAAUAGACAUAUCUGAAGAACUUUAGUUACCAUGAAAUUCUGGCAGUGAGAUGAUUUUUCUUCCUGUUGAUUUCACCACUGCCUGGUGCUGUGUUUAACUGCAUGCAGCUAAGAUAUUUUACUAUGUUUUCAUGGCUACUGGGUUAUAGGAAUAUUUGGUCUUGAGUUGAGCACAUAGCACAAUAUUUCCCUCUUAUUUUGCAACAAAUAAACUUGACUUUUUUGUAAUGUUUAAAAUCUAAACCUGUAGCGGAAACUUUUCUAUGGUUGAAUAACUGUUGUAUGUGACCAGCAUACCGUGCUUGCUUUUUGCGGCCCUUUACUCAGUACAUUGUAUCUAUUACAAACACCUGCAAUUGUAAAAGUGCCUAAAUUAGAAUGUUAAUAGACUGUCUUAAAAGGUUCUAAGAUCAACCUGUUCAGUUACGGAUACCAUGUAUUGAGAAUUGAUUUAGAACAUUUUAUAUUUAGUUGUACCUAAACUUGCAGGCAAUAACUAAAACCAAUCGAACUGUUUAAAAAUAAUAUGCUGAUUAAUCCCAUCUUUCAGCUGACUUUCAUAUUUGCAUUUUUAAAUGUUUGUGUAAAUAGCUGUAAAUCAACAAGAAGAAAUAACUGCUUGAGUGAAUACAGAGGUUUCUUUCUAUUGGAGAAAAUAUCUCUUGCUAGAGUACAAGUAAAAUGCAGAUCUCCAGAUAUGGUUCAUUUUGGCAUUGAAUCAAGUUACAGCUGAUGUUAGUCAGAGGCAAUGUAUUAUAGAAGAUAUGUUUUGCACUUCCUUCAAUACAAAUUACACUUUGGGUCAGACUACACAAAUAUGUUUUUCAGUGCUUCCCACUAGAUUUUUUUUUCUCCUUCCCAUACCUCUGCCACUUUGUCCAAAUGGCCAGCUUAGAUUCUGUUCACUGCAUUUAUGCAGGUCGUAAUCUUUAAUCGCACGCAAGCAUAAUUGUUCUUUUGAACCAAAGCAAUUCCCCAAUACAGUCUUAUGCCAUGUUAAUAUCCCAAAUAGUGCAUAUUGUAAAUUGGAAGUGUAGGGUUGGCGUAGCAAUACAUGCUUAAAUGCUGAUGUUAACAUGUGGUUUUGGAGCUCUUCAAUGUUUCCUGCUCAACCCAAAGGUGCAUUGUUGGGUGGUGUGCAGUAAGCGGCUUUGUAGGAACAUAUAUAACGGCACCCAAACUCUGAAGCUAAAUAAUAAUGGCAACACUAAGGGAUCAAGUACUUCAGAAUGUUUCAAUCAAUGGAUAUUUGUGUUUUGGGAAGUGGUCAUACCUAAGAUAGCUGUUGGACUUUAUUCAAAAAUGGUAUUUGGGUCCACUGUUGUUGUAAUGAGUUAUAUUUUAAUUUCUCUGUUGCUUGGGAGUAGGUUCUUCACACUUGGCAAACGUGGGCCAUCGUUUCGCAAAGUAAUUUUUAUCCAUCUUUAAGAUAGCAAUAUGGGAAUUGAUGUCAAUUGCACAAAUGAACCAUGCACUGGAUAUGAAGAAAACAAAGUGUAACAGUUUACAGAACCAGAUGUUGAAAAAGCCACUAUUAGUUUUGGGCAUGUAUUGGAACCCCUUGCAUUCAACACAACACAACAAAACAGAUUUUUAUUUUCCAUAGGUUUUCUUGGGAACUUUGGGUGCCAGGAAGAGUAUCUUUUUGACUGAAUAUCCCAAAUGAAAACUAUUAAAUAUCUGACUAACUUAUCAAUGGGAGCUUUAGCAACCGUGCGGGUUUAAAAACCUGUAGCCUGCUUAAUUAAGCUAACUUUUAAGAAAAUUGGAAAGUUUACGUGUAUAGAACUUGAUAUUGUUAGUCGGAUUUGCACUAAAUGUGAUAUAAUUUUGAAAUUCUGGUAUAAAGUGAUUACACUAAAGAGAUGGUUGUAAAGUAUUGAAACUUUGGAAUGUAAAACGGCUCAUUUGCAGGUUUAAGUAUGGACCUAUUUCAAAAUAUAUUGUGUGUAGAACGUGCUGAGAGAUUUGUUUUUAUGAAAGCUUUAUAUCCUGAUUUAGCUUUGUGUACAAUAAAACACUGGUUAAUGUCUGUGAUAUUGAACUGUCAAACAGUUUUUUCAAUCAGCAAUGUGUAAAGAUCAGUUUAUAAACUUUAGUUCCUCCAUGUUAUUACAAAUUAAAAUCCAGUAUUUAAAAAGUGAAAAGUAUUAAAACAUUAUAGAAGAU
Leucoraja erinaceus (little skate) is the source of this 5457-nucleotide messenger RNA. Its product is annotated as ceramide transfer protein. Gene Ontology annotation, molecular function: phosphatidylinositol-4-phosphate binding. The transcript has 19 exons. NCBI's taxonomy places the organism in Eukaryota, Metazoa, Chordata, Chondrichthyes, Rajiformes, Rajidae. Gene Ontology annotation, biological process: ER to Golgi ceramide transport. The coding region runs from base 156 to 2057 and encodes 633 amino acids. The record is from RefSeq and is a predicted model, not a curated record. Gene Ontology annotation, cellular component: Golgi apparatus.